CUGCACAGGGGUGCGCAUGCGCGGAGUCAGCGCGCGCAGUGGGUGAGAUUUGGUAGAUCAGUGAUCACUACGCCGGCAAACCGAUCGCGAAGUACACGUGCUCAAGGAUCCAGGAAGAAACGCCGGCCCCUCGCGGCCAGGAGCCCUACCAGGCGCUUCCCGACCUUCUCCUACAACGAAACAACACCGGCAGAGCCGUUAACACACGAGGCUCCGCGGACUAAAGAGAUGGAAAUCGUGCCCGAGGGGAAAAACUUCCGAUUGGUAACAGAAGACGAGCUCCCUGCUAUAGCUGAUAUAUUAGUGCAGUACAUGCCUGAAUCUUUAAAGUUCCAUCAAACGAUUCAAACAUAUCUUAACAACAAGGUGUGGGAUUUCCAUUUUUAUGUAGCGAAGAACUGGCCGGAGGAUCCUAUUUGUCUUCAUUUCCCUGGAUGCACGAGCACUCCAAACCGUCAUCCAUAUGAGAGCGUGACAAUAUUCUGUCCAUCCGAGCGUUCAGAGCUAGUCGACUUGCUAACCUCGGAAGACAUACUCUUGGACCUGACACAACCAUUGUACCUGAACUUCACACACGAGGCCAUCGUGGAAAGAUUUGAAAAACGCUAUGAAGCCCACGACAAAAUCACAGGAGAUGUAUACGUCUGUGUCAACCCGCCAGAUGAAAACAUUGAAGAACUGCCACCGGACGUGGAGUUAGUCCGCCUCCAGCCCGAACACAUGAAGGCUGUUCACGAUCUGUAUCCAGCUAGCGACAUCGAAUGUCGUGAAGUGUUCGAGAAGUUGGUCGCCGAACUUCCAGCGUACGGCAUCUUCGUUGAAGGUCAGCUAGCAGCAUGGAUGGUGCAGUCAUACUACGGCGCUAUGUUCUCUAUGCAGACGAGACCAGAAUUCCGUAGGAAAGGCUACGGUAUAUUCCUAGCGAGGCGUUUAACAAAGGAGGUAGCUGCGCGCGGCUAUAAGCCGUUCGUCGUUAUACGUCCAGAAAACGACGCGUCCCGUUCUCUCUACUCAAAACUGGGCUUCGAGAAGCGUUUCCGUACGGUGCGCGCCGUUUUGCGUCCUCGCUAA
This is a messenger RNA of Danaus chrysippus (African queen), 1071 nucleotides long. The record is from the annotation of a GenBank genome assembly. Lineage: Eukaryota; Metazoa; Arthropoda; Insecta; Lepidoptera; Nymphalidae.